GGUUCGUGGGCGGGGCCUGGGGCGGGGCCCAGAGCGGCUGCGCGGCCGGAGGAGGUGAGGGAGACGUAGGAGCGAGAGAGGCCCGGCCGUUAACAGUGUGCUUCAGAACUAGGAAAAACAGCGAGGAAUGGCUGUGGAAGAACUUCAAUCCAUAAUAGAGAGAUGUCAAAUCCUAGAAGAGCAAGACUUCAAAGAAGAAGAUUUUGGCCUAUUUCAGUUAGCAGGCCAAAGAUGCAUAGAUGAAGGGCACAUAGACCAGCUAUUAGAAGUUAUUCAAAAUGAAAAGAAUAAGGUCAUCAUCAAGAACAUGGGCUGGAAUCUUAUUGGUCCUGUUGUUCGAUGCCUUUUGUGGAAUAAUAAGGAAGAUGAUAAGAGAAAAUAUUUUUUGAUGCUUGAUUUAUUGGUAAAGUUAUGUAAUCCAAAGGAAUUAUUGUUGGGUUUGCUUGAACUGAUUGAAGAGCCCUCUGGAAAACAGAUAUCCCAAAUUAUUCUUCUUUUACUUCAGCCAUUACAAACAGUGAUACAGAAACUUCACAGCAACAAGUCAUAUUCAGUUGGAUUAGCAUUGUCUACCAUUUGGAGUCAGCUAUCUCUUCUUCCUGUUCCGUACUCAAAAGAACAAAUACAAACAGAUGACUAUGGCCUUUGUCGGUGUUGCAAGGCCUUAAUAGAGUUCACAAAGCCUUUUGUGAAAGAAGCCACUGAUGACAAAGAAAACUCACUAGAAAAUCAAAGGUUAAAGGAUGAAUUACUGAAAUUUUGUUUCAAAAGCUUGAAAUGCCCUUUGCUGACAGCACAAUUCCUUGAGCAGUCUGAAGAAGCUGAAAAUGAUCCUUUAAGGUCUUUUGCAUCUGAAAUAAUAGGUUUUUUAUCAGCAAUUGGGUACCCUUUCCCCAAAAUGAUUUUUAAUCAUGGAAAGAAAAAGAAGACUUGGGAUUAUCUUGAAUUUGAAGAAGAAGAAGACAAACAAUUAGCAGACUCUCUGGCUUCCCUGGCAUAUUUAGUAUUUGUACAGGGCAUCAGCAUUGAUCAGCUGCCAAUGGUCUUAAGCCCAUCGUACCUUUUGCAAUUUAAUAUGGGGCAUAUUGAAGUCUUUCUGCAAAGAACAGAAGAGUCUGUUUUCUCCAAAGGACUGGAUCUGUUGGAGAAUAGUUUGUUGAGAAUGGAAGACAAUAGUCUACUUCACCAGUACUUAGAAAUCAAGAGUUUUCUUACUGUUCCUCAGGGCCUAGUCAAAGUAAUGACGCUUUGCCCUGAUGAGACAUUGAGGAAAAAGGGUUUAGCUAUGCUUCAGCUAUAUAUUAACAAGUUGGAUUCUCAAGGCAAAUAUACAUUGUUUAGGUGCUUAUUGAAUACAAGUAAUCACUCAGGUGUGGAGGCCUUCAUUAUUCAGAAUAUCAAAAAUCAAAUUGACAUGUCAUUAAAGAGAACACAUAACAACAAAUGGUUUACAGGACCACAGCUAAUUUCCCUUCUAGAUUUGGUACUCUUUCUCCCAGAAGGUGCUGAAACAGAUCUACUGCAAAACUCAGAUAGGAUAAUGGCUUCAUUAAACUUAUUGAGGUAUUUGGUUAUCAAAGAUAAUGAAAAUGACAAUCAAGUAAGUGAAUUUUUUGAAAAAGAAACUACUGGAUUAUGGACAGAACUUGGAAAGAUUGAGAAUAAUUUCUUAAAGCCACUCCAUACAGGACUUAAUAUGUCAAAAGCACAUUAUGAAGCAGAAAUUAAAAAUAGCCAAGAAAAUAGCCAAGAAGUCGAGAGGUCUAAAGAUUUUUGUUCUGUAACCGUAGGUGGAGAAGAGAUGCCUAAGAUGCCUCCCGAAAUGCAGCUUAAGGUCCUACAUUCAGCACUUUUCACAUUUGAUUUGAUUGAAAGUGUUCUGGCUCGAGUAGAAGAACUCAUUGAAAUAAAAACAAAGUCUACCUCUGAAGAAAAUACUGGGAUAAAGUGAACGCUCCAUCUCUUAAAUAAAAAUUAGUAAAAUACUGUUUUUCAUUAUGAUUUAAUACCUUCACAAAAAUUUUUCUGUAAAACCAAUAGAAAAAAACACGCCAAUAGAAAAAUAAAUGUAGCUUUUCUCAUCUGUUUCUGUAAUGACACAUGGAUGAAUAGUAUUUGGUUUCAAAAAGAUAAUCUCCAUGACAAAGAAUGCCCAUAUAUAAUAAAUACUAUUGUUAAAAUUCAAUACAAAUUAAUAAUUUUGUAUUAUAAGUUUAUAAAAUGUAGUUGAAUUGCCUUCAUUCGUAUAGUUAUAAUGAGUUUAUAAAAAUGCUGAUGCACUUUAUGUUCCAGUUUGAAGCUGUGUUACAUUUUAGAAUUCCUAGUGAUAAACUGAAUAUCACUCCAAUUUUUUGUGAACAUUAAAGGAAUUAUUCAACAAAACUCUUGAAAAUAAAAUCACUUUUAUAACUGUA
Messenger RNA from Myotis daubentonii (Daubenton's bat), 2414 nucleotides. RefSeq names its product glomulin (gene GLMN). Lineage: Eukaryota; Metazoa; Chordata; Mammalia; Chiroptera; Vespertilionidae. Gene Ontology annotation, molecular function: ubiquitin-protein transferase inhibitor activity. The record is from RefSeq and is a predicted model, not a curated record. Gene Ontology annotation, cellular component: cytoplasm.